AUGGUCAUGGUGCCCCCAAGCCAUGGAUCCCCUCCAAACAUCUGGUUGGGGGUCUGCUCCCUCAAACCUGUGCUUCCUCAAUUUCUCACUUGCCCCCACACCAUCCAUCACAUCCCCCUGGCCGCAAAGCCUGGCACUGCAGCUCAGACCCCAUCCCAGGGCACAGGCUUGAGCCAGAUACCCCUCCUUCCUGCAGGGAGCCAGGCUCGGCAUUUCUGGCAGCAAGAUGAACCCCAGGAACCUUGGGAUCGAGUGAAGGAUUUUGUAGCUGUCUACUUGGAUGCAUUCAAAGACAGCAGCAGGGAUUAUGUGGCCCAGCUUGAGGCUUCCGCCUUGGGAAAACAGCGGAACCUGAAGCUCCUGGACAACUGGGACGCCCUGAGCAGUGGCGUCGCCAAGCUGCACGAGCAGCUCAGCCCCGUCACCCAGCAGUUCUGGGACAACCUGGAAAAGGAGACGGCAGGGCUGCGGCAGGAGAUGACCAAGGACCUGGAGGAGAUAAAGCAGAAGGUGCAGCCCUACCUGCAGGAGUUCCAGACCAAGCUGCAGGGGGCGGUGGAGCGAUACCGCGAGAAGGUGGCGCCGCUGAGCGAGGAGUUCCGCGAGUCGGCGCGCCAGAAAAUCCAGGAGCUGAAGGAGAAGGGGGGCCCACUGCUCGACGAGCUGCGCGACAACGUGCGCGCCUACGUGGAGACGCUGCGCACGCAGCUGGCCCCCCACAGCGAGGAGCUGCGCAAGCGCCUGGCCGCCCGGCUGCAGGCGCUCAAGGAGGACGGCGGCAAGACCCUCGCUGACUACCAGGUCAAGGUCUCCGAGCAGCUGAAGGUGUUCGGCGAGAAGGCGAAGCCCGCUUUCGACGACUUCCACCACGGCCUCCUGCCCGUGCUGGAGAACGUCAAGGCCGGCUUCCUGAUCGCCCUGGACGAGGCCAUCAAGAAACUGAAUGCCGACUGAGGCGCCCACCGCCGACGGGGCUCCUUCCCGGCCCUGGGGCCCGAGAGUCAGACCUGAGGCUGGCCCUCUGCUCGGCUUCCCCCUUCCAUCUUUUGACUUCUUAGAAUAAACGUUUCCAAAUUGGGAA
This is a messenger RNA of Choloepus didactylus (southern two-toed sloth), 1081 nucleotides long. It is a transcript of the gene APOA1, whose product is annotated as apolipoprotein A1. Gene Ontology annotation, biological process: lipoprotein metabolic process; lipid transport. Gene Ontology annotation, molecular function: high-density lipoprotein particle receptor binding; lipid binding. The coding region runs from base 1 to 954 and encodes 317 amino acids. The record is from RefSeq and is a predicted model, not a curated record. The transcript has 3 exons. NCBI's taxonomy places the organism in Eukaryota, Metazoa, Chordata, Mammalia, Pilosa, Megalonychidae. Gene Ontology annotation, cellular component: extracellular region.